GAUGAAGACAUAAAAAGCCGACAUUGUCAACAAAAAGAUUAGGGAAAGGUUUUACUGUUGUAGAGUAUAAGGCGUUAUGGCCUCAUCUUCAGACUCGACAUUAGCUGCAGCGAAUAUUGAUGCAAAAAACGAAAAAAACUCAAAUAUUACAGUCUCGGGGAAAACGUCUGCCAAUAAUACCAAAAUGACUAUAGCAACUAUACAAAAGGCUUACCACGACAUCCUCAAAGAUCCCACUAGUCUAGAUGAGGCUGCACACUAUUUAUAUCAAUCGCUGCUGGACGAUGCUGUUGUGGGUGUUUUUCUAGAAAUACACCAUUUGCAUAGGACUGGUAAUUUAGACGCACUAGACGGUGUACCAGAAGAAGGGACUGACGCUUCCUAUCGCAUUGUAGAUAUGCCAAACUAUGAUAUUUUUGGUAUUUCAUCAGUUAAAAAACUAAUGGAUUGCACUUGCCCCAACUGUGAUAGACCCGUGUCGGCGUCACGUUUCGCACCACAUCUGGAAAAGUGCAUGGGUAUGGGACGUAAUUCGUCACGUAUUGCAAGCCGUCGUUUAGCUACCAAGGAAGGUACCAGCGCAAGCUCUUCAUCAUCUUCAUCAUAUCUCCAAACAACGGUCGGCACAGAUGAUGAGGAUGAUAUUGACUGGUCAUCGGAGAAACGACGAAAGAAGACUAAUCAAGGAAAUCGUAAUAACGGAUCAAAAAAGAAUAAUGGCAAAUCAUUUUAGAUUCAGUGUGAAUAACAUUUAAACGUAUACAAAUUAACAAUUAAUUUCAACUUCAUUCUAAGUGCAGAGAAUUAUACCUACAUUUGUAUAGGUAUACAUGCUAUAUGCCAUAAAUAUAAUUUUCUUAUAUUAAUACUGGUUAUGAGUGCAUGCCUGCAUGUGCAUAUACAAAUUCAAGUAUGUGCUAAAAGAUUCCAUAUAUAGUGUAAAAUACAUGUUUUUUUUUUCAACAAAUUCUUUGUAUACAUUCUACUAAAUUAUUCAAAUUAUUUAAUAAAAUAUGCAUAACGGAACU
Molecule: messenger RNA, 1028 nt
Organism: Bactrocera dorsalis (oriental fruit fly)
Lineage: Eukaryota; Metazoa; Arthropoda; Insecta; Diptera; Tephritidae
Gene: Sgf11
Product: SAGA-associated factor 11 homolog
Exons: 1
Coding region: 77-733 (218 amino acids)
Biological process (GO): regulation of transcription by RNA polymerase II; positive regulation of DNA-templated transcription
Cellular component (GO): DUBm complex; SAGA complex
Molecular function (GO): transcription coactivator activity
Source: RefSeq, a predicted model, not a curated record